AUGGAAAAGAAGGAUGUGAAAGUACGAUCCACAGAUCCCGUGGGAGCGCGACCAUCUGAAGAGGUUAUCAAUGCUUCUGGACAUGGGACAGGAGCUGGAGCGCAACUUCAACUUAAUGAGUAUGAGUAUUUGCGCCAUCGGGAUCACGAGGGAAACACAUGGAUUGCAAUGGGUGGCAGUAUUGCAUGUUGUUGCAAGUUUGGCGGAAAUAUAUAUUCUGAUAUUGAUUGGCAUAAACCAGAACAUCGCCAUUUUUAA
This is a messenger RNA of Paracoccidioides lutzii Pb01, 258 nucleotides long. RefSeq lists its product as hypothetical. The record is from RefSeq and is a predicted model, not a curated record. The transcript has a single exon. The coding region runs from base 1 to 258 and encodes 85 amino acids.